Messenger RNA from Solanum pennellii, 1476 nucleotides. Its product is annotated as probable serine/threonine-protein kinase PBL19. The transcript has 7 exons. Gene Ontology annotation, molecular function: ATP binding; protein kinase activity. Lineage: Eukaryota; Viridiplantae; Streptophyta; Magnoliopsida; Solanales; Solanaceae. The coding region runs from base 227 to 1243 and encodes 338 amino acids. Gene Ontology annotation, biological process: protein phosphorylation. Gene Ontology annotation, cellular component: plasma membrane. The record is from RefSeq and is a predicted model, not a curated record.
CAAAAAUAAUUUACUUGUGAUUAAAUUAUCCAAUUUCUUUUCUUAAUCGAAACACGAUAAUCAGAGAACCAAAUAAAUCCAUAUACAAAAUAAAUGACGAUCCGGCGUAAAACAAGCCCAAUAUAUUUCCUAAUAUCAUUUCUAAUAAAAAAAAAAGAAUUUGAUUCCCAUCCGUUGUUGAUGAAGUCCGUCUCUCCCGUUGUUUCAAGUGGGGUGGAAACGAAUCAUGUUUCGCCGGUGUGCUGCUGGAUGCAUCAAUCUGCCCUGCAUACGAAAGAAAGGCCCAGUUGAUGAUGAUGAUGCUGAUGAUGAGGAUGAGGAUUUCCCCGUGAAAGAUGAACUUCAUAAACUCACAUCCCAGGACCUAAGUCGAUUUACAACCCAAUUUUCUCCGGAAAAUCUUGUUGGAGUCACCAACUUAGGAAAGGUCUAUCGUGGGAAGAUGGUCAUUGAUGAUAUUACCAAGGAUGUCGCUGUCAAGAUUAUAGGUAUUGAUAAAUGGAUGUUUCGAUAUACAGGCGACGACAGACUGGAAAGAUUCGAGUAUGAAUUGAAAUUUUUGCAAGCUCCAAGGAUUAAGGGCAAUCCCAAUGUAGUGAAAGUGAUUGGAUAUUGUGAAGAGGAAGAGACCUUGGGGAUUGUUUAUGAUCUAAAUCCACACGAUAUUUUGGAGAACUUAAUUACUCGAGCUGACUUCAAUUGGAUGCAGAGGGUCAGGACAGCCCUUACAUUAGCUCGCUUUCUUAAUUAUCUGCAUGAUAGGAAAUACCUCAUUCGCAACUUUGCUCCAUAUCACAUUGUGCUUGACCAGGAUUUCACGCCAAUUAUGUUUGAGUUGGGUUUGAUUGUUGGAGGAGUUCUCGGUAAUACAAUCAAUGAAUCAGAUAUGAGAUGUGCUCCAUAUGGCUACAUCGAUGCAUACAUAUUUCAAUGUGGUACUGAUACAUUCAGUGUCAAGUUUGAUGUUUUUGCGUUUGGUGUUUUGCUCUUAAACUUUAUAAGCAAAAGAGUGGUUGAGAAAGGAAACCCCGUAGAUAAUGAGGUACUUGAUUUAUGGGCGUUGAAGGAGUUCAAGCCUGGAUGUUCACUUGUCCACCAAAGUUUUGUGGGUGAUCCAGGUUUUGAUCAUCUUGAUGCAAUUGCAAUAACAGAACUUGCUAUACGUUGUGUAGAAGAUCGACCAAAGAAACGACCAAAUAUGAAAGAAGUUGUUGCUCGUUUAGAGAAUUUACAUGUUGUGUAGGACCAUGGUAAAGAAAUUAAUGUGCAUACUUGAUAGUUGGGUUUUAUAGAUUUUGGAGAAAUGGGGUGUAGUAUAGUAUAUUGUUCUGUCGAUAUCUGAUGGCUUGACAAUAAAGAGAAAAAUUCAACUGUAUUCGUUUCAUUUAACAUUCGAGAUGCAUUACCCAAGGGUAUCUUGAAAGUGUAGGAGAAAGAGGAAAGAUAUAUUAUUAUACUUGAUGGCAUGACAACUUA